GAACCACCAUCCGCACCUCGCUGGCGGAGGCGGGCCUGUGCGAGCUGUUCGACGGCCCGCUAGUCGCGGGCGCGGUCGGCUUCGAGGGCAAAGCUGGCUUCAUCGAGGAGCUGGUGCGGGCCGGGGGCCUGCGCCACCUUGGACCCGACGGGCUGUGCAAGGUCCUGCUCGUUGACGACGACGUGCGGGAGCUGGAGCGGGCGCGGGCGCGGGGCGUACAGGUGUUUGCCGCGCCGGAAGACGGGGGCCUGCAGGAGCCACACUUCGAGGAACUCUUCCUGGGCCUCGGGCUGCAGGGGACCCCCGCCGCCAGUCCGACGCGCGGGGCGCCCCGCCUGGGAGGGGUCUUCAUCGGAGAGGAGCUCGGAGGCUCGCCCGAGGAGCCGCGCUUCCAGGAGUUCCUCCCCGGGCCCGCGCCGACGCCCGUGCUCGAGGCGUGCUCCGCCGCGAGCAGGGCCUCCUGCGAGAGCGCCAUGCCCACGGCGACGUCGGCCACCUCGACCACGGUGAGCUGGGCAAGCCCGGCGCCUUCACCGAGCUCAUCGCCGAGGAGCGCUCCCCGCGCCUCCUCCGGGCCGCCCCCUGCGCCAGAGCUCGCCCCGGGGCGGCGGGGGGCAGCAGCCGCGCCCGCGCCGGGCAGCCCGCUGGAUGUCCAGGACGCGGACGACGACGACGCUGACGGAGCGCCGCUCUGGACGGCGCCGGCGCGCCCGGGCAGCUGCUCCGCCGCGCUGCGGGGCGCCAAGCGGCUCUUCGGCCGGACGAGCCCGCGCGGGGCCGCGCGGGGGCCAGGCUGCUACUGGAACUCGAGCCAGCUGGCGGUGGACGGUGCGCCGGACCCGCCCGCGGCCUGA
Prorocentrum cordatum is the source of this 854-nucleotide messenger RNA. The record is from the annotation of a GenBank genome assembly. NCBI's taxonomy places the organism in Eukaryota, Dinophyceae, Prorocentrales, Prorocentraceae.